Pezoporus flaviventris is the source of this 1391-nucleotide messenger RNA. Its product is annotated as neuronal acetylcholine receptor subunit alpha-10-like. Bases 66 to 1391 code for a protein of 441 amino acids. The record is from RefSeq and is a predicted model, not a curated record. The transcript has 5 exons. Lineage: Eukaryota; Metazoa; Chordata; Aves; Psittaciformes; Psittacidae. Gene Ontology annotation, molecular function: transmembrane signaling receptor activity; acetylcholine-gated monoatomic cation-selective channel activity. Gene Ontology annotation, biological process: signal transduction; nervous system process; regulation of membrane potential. Gene Ontology annotation, cellular component: synapse; postsynaptic membrane; neuron projection.
CCCGCGGCUCCCCCCUCCGUGCCUGACGUCACCGGCAGCAGCGCCCGUGUCCCCCCGCGCUCGGGAUGGAGCGGCCGCUGCUCGCGCUCUGCCUCGCCGCCUGCCUCCUGGCCCCGGGCGGCCGCGGGGCCCCGGGCAGGGUCGCCCAGAAGCUGCUCCACGACCUCUUCGCCAACUACUCCAGCGCCCUGCGGCCCGUGGAGGACACGGAGCGGGCGCUCAACGUCACCCUCCAGGUCACCCUGUCCCAGAUCAUCGACAUGGACGAGAGGAACCAGGUCCUCACCUCGUACCUGUGGGUGCGCCAGGCCUGGCUGGACGCUCACCUCACGUGGGACAAGGAUGCCUAUGGCGGCAUCGACAGCAUCCGCAUCCCCAGCAGCUACGUGUGGCGGCCGGACAUCAUCCUCUACAACAACGCCGACGACCGCUUCGGCGGCUCGAUGGAGACCAACGUGGUGCUGCGCUCGGACGGGCUCAUCCUGUGGGACGCGCCCGCCAUCACCAAGAGCUCCUGCAAGGUGGACGUCUCCUACUUCCCCUUCGACGGGCAGCGCUGCCGCCUCACCUUCGGCUCCUGGACCUACAACGGGAACCAGAUCGACCUCCGGAACCGGCUGGAUGCCGGCGACCUGACAGACUUCGUGGAGAACGUGGAGUGGGAGGUGCUGGGGAUGCCGGCCACGAGGAACGUGGUCACCUACGGCUGCUGCUCCGAGCCCUACCCCGACGUCACCUACACCCUCCUGCUGCGCCGCCGCGCCUCCUUCUACGUCUUCAACCUGCUCCUGCCCUGCCUCAUGGUCUCCUUCCUGGCCCCGCUCAGCUUCUACCUGCCCGCAGACUCGGGCGAGAAGGUGUCGCUGGGGGUGACGGUGCUGCUGGCGCUCACCGUGUUCCAGCUCCUGGUGGCGGAGAGCAUGCCCCCAUCGGAGAGCGUCCCGCUCAUCGGCAAGUACUACAUCGCCACCAUGACCAUGAUCGCGGCCUCCACGGCGCUCACCAUCCUCAUCAUGAACGUUCACCACUGCGGGCCGGGGGCUCGCCCGGUGCCGCGCUGGGCUCAGCGCCUCAUCCUGCGGCACCUGGCGCGGCUCUGCGGGCUGGGGGGCGGCUGCCGGGGCCCGCGGCGGGCUCCGGGCCCGGGGGAUGCUCGCGGGGAGCUGGGGGCCAGCCCCGGGCCGUGCCCCCGGCAGCGCUGCCUCUGCCACCACCGCGCCGUCCUGGACCACGUCGCCUACAUCGCGGGGUGCUUCCGCCGGCACCGCGCCGCGCAGCGCCGCAGCGGGGAGUGGAAGAGGGUGGCCAAGGUGCUGGACCGGUUCUUCAUGUGGGUCUUCUUCCUCAUGGUGCUGCUCAUGAGCCUGCUGGUGCUGGGCAAGGCUGCCUGA